Linum trigynum is the source of this 204-nucleotide messenger RNA. The record is from the annotation of a GenBank genome assembly. Lineage: Eukaryota; Viridiplantae; Streptophyta; Magnoliopsida; Malpighiales; Linaceae.
AUGGUAGUGGAUCUGAGGCAGUUGGAGAAGUGGGCACUAGAGACUGACAUUCGAGCACUACUGGGAUUAGAUCGCGACGAUUCCGAUUACGGGGCGCAGGUUGGUGAGGUCGCCAGUCUGUCUAGGUGGUACAGAGGAUUUGAUUUGUUGGGUGUGGGAGCUUUGACUUAUUUGCACAUUGGUGUUGAUGUGCCAAACACAUAG